Molecule: messenger RNA, 423 nt
Organism: Dibothriocephalus latus
Lineage: Eukaryota; Metazoa; Platyhelminthes; Cestoda; Diphyllobothriidea; Diphyllobothriidae
Source: the annotation of a GenBank genome assembly
CGCAAGGCCUUCUUCCGUUAUGCAUCAGUCUUUCCGUUUCGAACAUGGACUGGUUGGACACCAAACGCGCACACUAUUCGGCGUGUGUAUGGAGGCAUCGAAAUAAUCUCUGGUGUUGUCAUGGUCUCCAGUCAAGGCCUGUUGUGUGAUCUGAGCAACUGUUCCCUCUUUGGGCUCAUCUUAUACAGCUUAUACAACUGUUGGGCGCUCAAUGAGGGUAUGAAGGAGGCUUCUCAUGCGAUUGUCCUGGGCCUUGUUCUCGCUUGUCGAUUUGUGAUUCGGCUCCAUGCUCAACAGAAGCCCGUGGAAAGCGUCAAUGAUGAUGAGGCUGUCAGAAAAGCUCUUAGAAUGGAACUUAAGAGGAGAAUGGAGGCUUAUGAGGUUGACGGGAGGGUUGAAUAUGAUCCAAUGCUUAAUAGUUGA